Molecule: messenger RNA, 2279 nt
Organism: Pecten maximus
Lineage: Eukaryota; Metazoa; Mollusca; Bivalvia; Pectinida; Pectinidae
Product: C-C chemokine receptor type 1-like
Exons: 2
Coding region: 236-1393 (385 amino acids)
Biological process (GO): G protein-coupled receptor signaling pathway
Cellular component (GO): plasma membrane
Molecular function (GO): G protein-coupled receptor activity
Source: RefSeq, a predicted model, not a curated record
CCCCAUUUAUACACAGAAACAUAUAAACUAUUAUAUGUGGUGUGCUAAGCCUAACAUUAACUAACCCUGUGUAUGCCGAGUGCUCCAGUUACUCCAGUUCUGACCCUGUGUAUACCAAGUGCUCCAGUAACUCCAGUUCUGACCCUGUGUAUACCGAGUGCUCCAGUAACUCCAGUUCUGGGUGUUAUAGUGAGUGACACAGAUGGACAACUGAACGCAUGCAAUUGUUUUCACAAUGACGACCAGCAUGGCUACUUUUUCCACAGUCAUCACACAAACGAACAUUUCAAUGGACAUAAAUAUCUCGACAACUGGCUUGAUGUCGUUCGAAAGGAAUAUCACAACAGUUCCAUCUGUUGAAACCGACUCGUUCAGAGUUUGUGGAACACCUGACAGCUGCCUGUGGACAGUAUUGUCACCUCUCAUAUUUUUCAUCGGAAUUUUUGGCAACAUUUUAAAUGUGUACGUCCUAAAACGUUUAAAAUUUUACGAGAACGCCACUCUAAUUCUGUUAUUCGUGUUGGCCUUUGUUGACAUGACUGUGCUGUGUGUUGGACCUACUCGGUAUUGGAUAAAGUCAACAUUUGAUGUUGAUAUAAGAGAUGUUUCUGGGUUCAGUUGCAAGUUUCACUUAUUCUUGAUCUAUUUUUCCAUGCAUAUGUCGUCAUGGAUACUAGUCCAAGUUACAUGUGUCAGAUUUAUCAAAACUGUUCUACUGGACAACCGGUUUACCACCAUAAGGAAGCUGGUGACAAUUAGAAACAGUAUUAUCAUUCUGGUAAUUAUCAGCGCGUGUCUAACGGCCCUGGAUUUUCAUUAUUUCUUCACAAAUGGAAUCCUAGAUGGCGAAUGUAACUCUUUGGCAGACGACAUUUACGCCUUUGAGGAGUUCGUAUUUACUUAUGUAGACCUGGUCGUUUUGGUGAUUAUACCUGGGGUAAUCAUGAUUGUUUUGAAUAUAUUAAUCAUACGACAGAUUCAAAAGCUGAGGUGUAACAAAAGACUAUCAACAGGAUCAGACGGCAGCAACCGAAUGUCGCAGAAAGGACAACAGUCUGUCUCCAAAAUGACAAAAAUGUUGGUGUUUACAACGUUUUACUUUGUCGCCGCCAGUUUGCCGAUAUGCAUCUACUAUAUCGUGGAUUCGUAUGUUCGUCCAGAUGCCAGUUCGGACGUCGAACAAUCACUAGACCUCGCCUGGGCCAUUGUAUAUCUGAUCCAAUUCACACAUUUCGCGAGCAACUUUUACUUCUACACAGCCACCAAUAAGCGAUUCAGGACCGAACUGGGAAAAAUCGGCAGAAGAGUGGGGAAAGUAUUCAUUCCUGUCCAAUCCUCCGAACCGUCCAACAGCGCCGACUCACAUCUUAGAUCAGCGACUGGCGACUCAUGACCAAGUCACCAAAUCACCAUGGUUACAGAGAUCUCGCCAUCACUAUGGCCACAGAAAGUCAUUUGGUGUUCACCAGUCAAUGAAGAAAAUCUGAAGAUAGUUUCGAAACAGAACUAUAACGAUAAAGAUUUGGGUAUCAGUCAACAUGACAACCACACAUGGAGUGUUCUAUUUGUAGCACAUCAUUUUCGAGUAAAUAUAUCUAAUGUCAAUAUGACGUGGAAAACGUAGUUUUCGUCAAGACUGGAAAGUGAUGGGCGAUAUCAUAACAUUCAUGUUCACACACUUCACGCAUCGCAAAUGUUGAAGAAUAUUUGAUAUAUUGUCAGCAACGGUAAAAAACUCAACAACAAAAACUUUCAUCUAUUGGGACACCUACUUUUGUCGCGUGUUUUGCUUCUUGACACGUGCUACAAUAAACUGACUUAUGUUGGAGAAUUAAGAAAACACUUGCACAUAAUUGCCGCAAUAUAAACAACGAAAACACAACGACCUGUUAAAAGUUAAAGUGGCCAAGUAUUCUCACCGUUAUGGAUUACAUAACAUGUUACUUAUCGUACUUAGUAGAGAUGGCGUGUUAACAUAGAUAUAUUUAAGGGUAUCAAAUACAGCUAGUGAUCUGCUUCGGAUUAGCACGUGAGGAAUUGCCAGAAAGAUCACGAAUUAUAUAUGUGUGGUGUAUAGAAGUUAUAUCAUACAGGGACCAGGCAACCGUCACUGUUACGGAAUUCGAUAUUCCAUCAUAUUUCUUUUCUCUCGGCUUCACAUUGUACAGCGAACUAUUUGAUAUAUUUUUGUAAGACAAUUUCUUUAUAUGUACAAACGACAUCUUUACAUUCAAUUUAAAUGUCUCGUUGAAUCAAAGAAUUAAAAAUGUCGUUGAAUA